Lolium rigidum is the source of this 1232-nucleotide messenger RNA. RefSeq names its product cinnamoyl-CoA reductase 1-like. Bases 35 to 1057 code for a protein of 340 amino acids. The transcript has 6 exons. The record is from RefSeq and is a predicted model, not a curated record. Lineage: Eukaryota; Viridiplantae; Streptophyta; Magnoliopsida; Poales; Poaceae. Gene Ontology annotation, molecular function: oxidoreductase activity, acting on the CH-OH group of donors, NAD or NADP as acceptor.
UGCAGCUCGCUCGCGCGCUAUCUGUGGAGGAGCCAUGCCAGGAGUUGCAGGGGAGACGGUGUGCGUCACCGGCGCCGGCGGGUAUAUCGCGUCGUGGCUCGUGAAGCUCCUCCUCGCCCGCGGCUACACCGUCCACGGCACGGUCCGCGACCUCGGUGAGAAGAAGACCGGCCAUCUGAGGUCGUUAGAGAAGGCUUCUGAAAAUCUCAAGCUUUUCAAGGCCGAUCUCCUCGAUUACGAAGCGAUGACGGCUGCCAUAGCGGGAUGCCAGGGGGUUUUCCACGUCGCCUCUCCGGUUCCUUCCGCGAAUCUGACUGAUCCGGAGGUUGAAGUUGUGCGUCCUGCUGUCGUUGGUACCAAAAAUGUACUGGAGGCUGCAUCGGCCGCCAAAGUUCGGCGAGUGGUUGUUGUUUCAUCCAUAGUUGCCGUCGAUAUCAACCCCAAAGGUUGGCCCACAGACAAGAUCAAGGAUGAAAACAGCUGGUCAGACGUAGAAUUUUGCAGGAACAACGAGGAAUGGUAUUCUGUUUCCAAGAUCACAGCGGAGAAGGCAGCGCAUGAAUACGCACAGCGGACCGGCUUGGACGUGGUCACUCUGAACCCAGCGGUGGUGUUUGGUCCCCUGCUGCAGCCAACGGUGAACGCGAGCAGCCAGUUCCUCAUCUACUUCCUCAAAGGAGGACCUGACCGGAUGAGGGACAAGCUAUGGCACAUCGUGGACGUGCGCGACACCGCCGAUGCUCUGCUUCUGCUCUACGAGGCGCCUGAGGCCUCCGGCAGGCACAUCUGCGCGCCACAUAUCAUCACCGCCCAGAACCUGAGGGAGCUGCUGAAGAGCACGUACCCUGAAUACCCUCACAUCACCAAGGACAGCAUCGAUGACAUGGAACACCCGGCGCCGAUGACCACUGACAAGCUGAAGAAGCUGGGGUGGAGCUGCCGGUCGCUAGAGGAGACCAUCGCGGACACCGUAGAGUUCUGCCAUCAAAGUGGGUUCCUAGACGAUGUGGAGGGGGCGGCGCCAUGGCGUUUCCCUCCUCUUUACAACAAGAUUUAGUCCAGCAAUUGCGAGAGAUCAGGGGCCAUCAAUGAUGUUUCGAGGUGCCGAUAUUAGAACUUAAAAGCUUCCACUGUAGCUCACUGGACGCUGUCCAUCCCAGUGACGUCCAUAUGGUGUAGUUUUGUGUAACGAAGCCAUGAAUAAGUUUCCAAAUUCAAAAUUUUCAUUUGUU